Molecule: messenger RNA, 1140 nt
Organism: Trichoderma breve
Lineage: Eukaryota; Fungi; Ascomycota; Sordariomycetes; Hypocreales; Hypocreaceae
Product: OPT oligopeptide transporter protein domain-containing protein
Exons: 5
Coding region: 1-1140 (379 amino acids)
Biological process (GO): transmembrane transport
Molecular function (GO): oligopeptide transmembrane transporter activity
Source: RefSeq, a predicted model, not a curated record
AUGGCACCCUCCGCUCGUCAAAUAACUCCUAUCGAUGGGGCUAUGAUUAGCGAUGUCCCCCGAAUAAAUGAGAUUGAGUCCAAGGCCGAUCUCGAAGAGGAAUUGCACGAUACUGUUGUCAAUCUUGGAAAAAAUGUAGGAGAUCAUUAUAUUCGCAAAGCUAAGGUUGAGGAGAUUGAACGUUCGAAUGGUGAGCCCGGCAACGACGUGCCAUUAUCUGAAAAGAUUGGCGUCGACGCGUCUCCAUUCCCAGAAGUCCAGGCAGCCGUCCGCAAUUACGAUGAGGAAAUGCCAGCAAAUACCAUUCGUGCGUGGGCGAUUGGUCUAUUCCUUGUCACCAUAUGUGGCGGAAUGAACAUGCUCUUUCACCUGCGGUCGCCUGCAAUAUCGAUUUCUACUAUCGUCGCGCAGUUUCUCGCUUACCCCAUCGGCCGCCUGUGGUCCCUUACAAUGCCCCAGCGAAUAUUCAUGACAUUCGGAGUCCGUUGGUCUCUCAAUCCCGGGCCCUUUAAUGUGAAAGAGCACGUGGUAGUCACCGUGAUGUCCUUUGGAUGGGGAUUCCAACUUCUCCUUACGUGGACUUCGACUAUGAUUGGUUACGGUAUAGCUGGAAUAAGUCGACGCUUUCUUGUCUGGCCAGCAGCCAUGAUUUGGCCCUCUAACCUGGUUUCUACUUCCCUAAUGUACACCCUUCACGACCACGCGCCUGAGGAUACCUCACAGAGCGAUGAAUGGUCUGUCGGCCGCUAUCGGUAUUUUAUCUACGUAGCCGUGGGCUCCUUCGUCUGGUACUGGGUACCCGGAUUUCUCUUUGAAGGUCUGAGCGUUUUCGCCGGAAUUUCGCUGAUACCCCUGACGUUGGAUUGGACUGUUGUCUCGGCCUAUGUGCUGAGUCCCCUCAUUCCGCCGUGGUACGCUAUUGCAAAUACAUUGGUUGGCGUUGUUGUCUUCUUCUGGAUAACUGCCAUCGCGGUACAUUUUUCUGGAGUUUCGUACGCCAAGUACAUUCCGAUGGGAACUUCCAGUGUAUACGAUAACACUGGCAAAGUUUAUAACGUGUCUCGGGUCCUCAAUCCCGAUAUCACCUUAAAUAUAGACGCAUACAAGGCUUACUCGCCUCUUUUCCUCCCUACGACCUGA